This is a messenger RNA of Trypanosoma theileri, 990 nucleotides long. RefSeq names its product protein kinase-A catalytic subunit. NCBI's taxonomy places the organism in Eukaryota, Euglenozoa, Kinetoplastea, Trypanosomatida, Trypanosomatidae. The transcript has a single exon. Bases 1 to 990 code for a protein of 329 amino acids. The record is from RefSeq and is a predicted model, not a curated record. Gene Ontology annotation, molecular function: cAMP-dependent protein kinase activity; ATP binding. Gene Ontology annotation, cellular component: cAMP-dependent protein kinase complex. Gene Ontology annotation, biological process: peptidyl-serine phosphorylation; signal transduction.
AUGACCGAAGAAAACACUUUUGUGAAACCAGACAGCUCAAAAUGGAAACUGUCAGAUCUUGAGAUGGGUGACACGUUAGGGACAGGUUCCUUUGGUCGUGUUCGUAUCGCGAAAUUGAAAGGAACAAAUGAUUACUACGCAGUAAAGUGUCUAAAGAAGCGGGAAAUUCUAAAGAUGAAGCAAGUACAACAUAUCAAUCAAGAAAAACAGAUUCUUAUGGAGCUGUCACAUCCUUUCAUUGUGAACAUGCUCUGUUCAUUUCAGGAUGAACGACGUGUUUACCUUGUGCUUGAAUUUGUGAUAGGUGGGGAGAUGUUCACACACCUUCGUUCUGCCGGACGUUUCCCAAAUGAUGUGGCAAAAUUUUACCACGCGGAACUUGUGCUUGCCUUUGAAUAUUUACACUCUAAAGAUAUUAUAUACCGUGACCUGAAGCCGGAGAACCUGCUGUUGGAUGGAAAGGGCCAUGUGAAGGUGACGGACUUUGGAUUUGCAAAGAAGGUGCCUGAGCGCACUUUCACACUCUGCGGCACACCCGAAUAUCUUGCGCCGGAGGUGAUCCAGAGUAAGGGACACGGCAAGGCUGUGGACUGGUGGACAAUGGGCAUUCUGCUGUUUGAAUUUAUCGCCGGGUAUCCGCCAUUCUACGACGACACUCCGUUCCGAACAUACGAGAAGAUUCUCUCGGGACGCUUCAAGUUUCCAAAUUGGUUUGAUGCCCGUGCACGUGAUCUUGUUAAGGGAUUACUGCAAACGGACCACACAAAGCGAUUGGGCACGCUAAAGAGUGGUGUAGCGGAAGUGAAGAACCAUCCCUACUUUCAUGGGGCAAACUGGGAAAAGCUCUAUGCACGUCAUUAUCCCGCACCUAUUCGCGUAAAGGCGAAGAAUCCCGGCGACACAAGUAACUUUGAGCGAUACCCUGAGAGCCAGGAGAAUCGUGCACCUCCAUUAACUGCAGCACAGCAGGCUGAAUUCCGUGGAUUUUAG